AAGGCAGUACAAAUAGUGUUUUGAGUUUGUUGUGGUGUUGUUUGUAUUCGAGUAUUACCUUUUAUUUGUGUUUAACGAAGCUCCAGUGUUCCAAGUAUGAUGAAGUUUGCGUAACAUAAAUAUCGAAACGGAUGUGUUCAUGUUUAUAGUGAUGUGAGAUUCAAGAGGACCACUUCUGCAAUGGCAAAUCACUACGAUGUUCCAAACUGGGCUGGAAAACCGCCUGUCGGACUUCAUCUGGAUGUUUUAAAAGGAGAUAAACUAAUCCAGAAAUUGAUGAUAGAUGAGAAAAAGUGUUACCUCUUUGGUAGGAAUCCUCAGAUGAAUGACUUUUGCAUUGACCACGCAUCUUGCUCUCGAGUUCAUGCUGCUCUUGUGUAUCACAAGCAUUUAAACAGAGCCUUUCUGGUGGAUUUGGGAAGCACUCAUGGCACAUUCAUUGGAUCACUUCGUUUGGAGCCACAUAAGCCUACACAAUUACCAAUAGACAGUGUAUUCCAUUUUGGGGCAUCAACACGGAAUUACAUCAUUCGUGAACGACCACAAACAGGUUCAAGACCAAUCAUUGAGGAACUAGAAAAAUCUUCAGAAGAAGCUGAAGGUGGCCUCUUGGGUUUGCCAGAGACGGAAACAGAACUGGAUAAUCUUACAGAGUUUAAUACUGCACACAAUCGCCGAAUAUCUAUGCUGGGGAUUCCUGAUGAAGAAAUUCGCCCCACAACGAGGAAAAGAAAGAAGAAAUUACUGACUUUUAGUGAAGAAGAGGAAGUAAUAAAUCCUGAAGAUGUUGAUCCAUCUGUUGGUCGUUUUAGGAAUAUGAUUCACACGACUAUAAUACCAACAAAGCGUCAGAGAAUUGAUGGUGUUGGACCAACAAGUGGUCUCACAAACAGUUCAGAUGAUCGCCUGAACCUCAUGAAACACUUACAUCCUUCUGCAAUGAUGCCACAUCUGUAUCACGAUUUGCCACCUGAAGGGUCUCACCCGGUUGGUGCUGGAACACCAACAUCACCCACAGGUACAGGUAACAGUGCAAAUACUCCACUGUUGUUUUCGUCGGCACUGGCAUCGCGCUUGGGCUUGGCCUUACCGAACCCUGCUCCAGAAGUGGAGAUGGCGCCACCCCCGCUUCCACCUGCUGUGCUACCUGGCCAGCCAGCUGUCGGUGCUUCUGUCGACCUUAGCCACGAACCUAAGAAGAAGAAGUAUGCUAAAGAAGCAUGGCCUGGCAAGAAGCCUGUUCCAACACUCCUUGUGUGACACCAGCAUCUUUUUGUUCUUGUGUCAUAUACACUCUGGAUUCCAGCCAAGUGGAAGGACUCCGUACACUGAAUGUAUGCAAGAAUUACGUAAUCAUUGUGAAUUUUUGUUUUGUUAGACACCACCAGUGUAGCAUCAGGAAUUCAAAUUUGUGUAUUGUCCAUUAACUUCAUUAACAACAUAAUUUUGUUGUUCAUGGGUUGUUGUAAUGUGUUUUGUAUGCAGCUGUAGUAUGUUUCAUAUAGAGCUCGCAAUUUCCAAUGACUUUGGUUUUUUCCCUGCAUAAGCUCAUGUACGGUUCUCAUUGCUUUUCUGCUUAGUACAUUUGGUUUUGGGACUUGUUCAUGACUACAUGGAUUAUCUGAACAGUGUGCAUGAUAGUGUUUGUAUACAGUACUGUGCAUUGUUCAUAUUCUGUAAAUACAAAUACUGACUUUGUGUUGAA
Molecule: messenger RNA, 1705 nt
Organism: Schistocerca piceifrons (Central American locust)
Lineage: Eukaryota; Metazoa; Arthropoda; Insecta; Orthoptera; Acrididae
Gene: NiPp1
Product: nuclear inhibitor of protein phosphatase 1
Exons: 7
Coding region: 181-1260 (359 amino acids)
Cellular component (GO): nuclear speck
Molecular function (GO): mRNA binding; protein serine/threonine phosphatase inhibitor activity; protein binding
Source: RefSeq, a predicted model, not a curated record